AUGGCGACAGAACUGGGCGCCAAUGAGUCUGUCGACCCAAACACACUCUACACAAAACAAGAAUGCAUAGGUGGAGGCAGCUUUGGCAAGGUUUACAAAGGCAUCGACCGGCGAACGGGGAAUACAGUAGCCAUCAAGGUCAUUGACGUCGAGAAUGCGGAAGACGAGGUGGACGAUAUCAUGGGCGAGAUUAUGAUCCUUUCCAGUAUGACAUCGCCAUACGUAACCAAAUAUUUUGGCUCGUAUCUGGCAGGCUCAGAUUUGUGGAUUGUCAUGGAAUUUUGCUCAGGCGGCAGCUGCGCAGACUUGAUGAAGCCCGGCGCUAUAGCCGAGGCUGAAAUCGCAGUUAUAUUGAAGGAGCUUUUGAUGGGCUUGUCAUAUUUGCACGAUGACCACAAGCUGCAUCGAGAUAUAAAGGCUGCCAACAUACUCGUGGGGGCAAGUGGACAAGUGAAACUGGCCGAUUUUGGUGUGUCGGGCCAGCUCUCAGCAACCAUGACGAAGAAAAACACUUUCGUUGGUACUCCCUUUUGGAUGGCCCCUGAGGUGAUCAAGCAGUCAGGCUAUGACGGCAAGGCCGAUAUAUGGUCGCUUGGUAUUACUGCUCUAGAGCUGGCUAACGGAGAGCCUCCUUACGCGGACAUACACCCCAUGAAGGUGCUGUUUCUUAUUCCAAAGAAUCCACCGCCACAACUCACCGGCAACUUCUCGCCUGCUUUCAAGGAGUUUGUAGACCUUUGCUUGCGCAAGGAUCCCCGCGAGCGACCAAAUGCAAAGCAGCUUCUACAGACGAACUUUAUCCGCAAGGCUGGCAGACCUGCCCGUCUACAGGAGCUCAUCACAAGGUAUCAAGACUGGAAGGUUCGGUAUCCCAAACAGGCUGUUGAAUCAGAGGAUGAGGUAACACCCAUCAAAAGAAAAGAGCCUGUCAAUGAAGAUCUGUGGGACUUUGGCACUGUACGACCAAUGGGAGGAGUCAGGGGACCAGCAUUGGCACCUAUGAAUGAUGCUGGCGCGAACGCUCGCAAUGUUUCACCACAACGAAAGCCCCUCGUUUCUAGUCAAAACGGUGGUUAUGCCAACGAAAAUGCGGAUACCAUCAAGAGUCCACCAGCCUCGCCGACGAAACGUCUGCUUCCAUUGCAAACCCUAGAGUCUGGAAUGGCGUCCGUAAACACUGCUGCGAGGAUUCCACUUCCACCAUCGCCAGAAAAGAGAGGGGCGCCUUGUUUUCAACAACCUGUUCAAGAAUCUCCACGAAAGUCACCAGUACCUGGAUUGUUCUCUCCACCUCAACACCGAGGAUUGGUUACACCGACCAGAGCAGCACCUCAAGGCCCACGACGACAGACCCCGCUCUCUCAUGCUUACGAAGAAUUCUUGCAGCAAGAAAUAGCCGCAGACAUGAAGCGAAUGGAGAUAACACCACAACAGCCUCGCAAUCCUACACCAAACCGUGCGUCGGUUCUUCCACAAAUGUCCAUACCUGAAAUCCCACCAUUCCGAGGGUCAUCAACAAGCCCAGCAACCAAUGAAUCCUCCGUAGAACCUGUCAAGUCAUCCCCGAGCCCAAUACGACUACAUCAUCAAGUGCCACUAUCUUCGCUCACCCAUAAGCCACUACCACCACUGGCGGGUCAGCAAGCGCUUCCAUCUCUGAUGGGACAAAAGCCUCUCCUCUCACCCCAGCAGGCCUUCAUGCCAAUGAACUCGUCGUCGUCAAUAUCUUCGCGACCUGACUCGAUAACAUCCAAUGAUCCCUUUGGUGGACCUCUUUCUUCAAAUUGGAUAUCGCAACCCAUCCAGCAAAGCACUGCUCAGCCUGUAGCUCCCCCACCCCCACUACAUACAUCUCCCAAGCCCAUACCUAUGUCACGCGGCUCAUUUGGUCGUCCUAAGCCAACGAGCAACCAUCCAAGUCUCCUCCAGACCUUGGGAUCUCCCUCAUCUGCUCCCUUGGAGAUAACAGCUCUUACGGGCGUCGUAGUGCCUGCACUUGAAGCGGCGCUAUCUCGUCGUACAUAUCAUCUUAAUCUGAAGAACAAGACGGAUUCGAUGCAUUCACUCGAUGAUGCACAAGGCUUCGUAGACCGUAGGCGGCACAGGCAGGAUUGUCAUGAACGGGUGAAAACUUUGGUCAACGAGAUUCGAGACAAAUUCGAAGAGCUUGAUCGAUGGGAUGAGCAAGGGGAAGUGGGUAUGGGUGGGGAAGUUGCGGGCUUCUUGGAAGGGUUUCUGGAAGAGGUAUUGGUUAGGGUCGAGCCGGCCGACGAUUAG
Plenodomus lingam JN3 is the source of this 2277-nucleotide messenger RNA. RefSeq lists its product as uncharacterized. NCBI's taxonomy places the organism in Eukaryota, Fungi, Ascomycota, Dothideomycetes, Pleosporales, Leptosphaeriaceae. The record is from RefSeq and is a predicted model, not a curated record. Gene Ontology annotation, biological process: protein phosphorylation. Gene Ontology annotation, cellular component: cytoplasm. Gene Ontology annotation, molecular function: ATP binding; protein serine/threonine kinase activity.